This is a messenger RNA of Oreochromis aureus, 1485 nucleotides long. RefSeq names its product NXPE family member 3-like. The record is from RefSeq and is a predicted model, not a curated record. The transcript has 4 exons. The coding region runs from base 24 to 875 and encodes 283 amino acids. NCBI's taxonomy places the organism in Eukaryota, Metazoa, Chordata, Actinopteri, Cichliformes, Cichlidae.
GAUAUAAAAAAAACCUGACAACCAUGGAGAAGCUUUUUCAGAGAGGUAUAAAUAUGAAAGUCUCCAUUCCAGCUUCAGGACCAGCCAGUGUCACCGUUUUGCCAAAACAGAAAGGUCAGUCAGAGGUGAGCAGCAGCAGUGGGGAGCCUGAACCUUCUGGCUAUUACUACCAGGGUGUAUGGCGAGCUCUAGAUGGCACCACAGUUCAUCAGUUCAACACUUCCUCAGCCAUCACUCAGUGUCUGAAAGGAAAGGUGAUCCAUAUGUAUGGAGACUCCACAAUGAGGCAGUGGUUUGAGUACCUUAAUGCAUCACUACCAGAUCUAAAGGAGUUUAACCUGCAUAGCCCCAAGUCUAUCGGACCUUUAAUGGCCCUGGACUAUGCAAACAAUAUCUUUGUGACACACCGCGCCCACGGUCCUCCUCUGCGUACUGUCAAUGUCCCAUCCAUGGAGCUGCAUUAUAUUGCCAAUGAGUUGGACAAUGUGGUUGGAGGUAGUAACACUGUAGUAGUUUUUGGCAUCUGGGCACACUUUGACAAUUUCCCUAUUGAGUUCUACAUCCGCCGACUGAUGUCCAUCCGCAGGGCAGUGGUAAGGCUACUGUCCAGGGCUCCAGGCACUGUGGUUGUCAUUCGGACUGGAAAUCCCAAAUCUUUUACACCCUCUGGUGCAUUUGUCAACAGCGACUGGUACACUUUUCAGCGGCUAAAGGUACUCAAGGCUGUGUUCAAAGGCUUGAAUGUCCAUCUGGUCCAUUCCUGGGAGAUGGUUCUGGCCCAUCACCUACCACACAACAUGCACCCACAACCUCCAAUUAUCAAGAACAUGAUUAAUGUUCUUUUAUCCUACAUAUGUCCUCAAAAGGUUGGAUAGAUGUGUUUCAGCAGUCCAUGCAGACACAUCUCAUAUAUAAUAUGUCUGCUUCAACUUCACAGGAGCAGUUUAUGGAGGCACAUCAUCUUAAUAACUUUUUUGUUAUUACAACAAAAAUAAAAUUGAAAAAGGGGGGGGGGGGAUGUAAAGCUGACAUAUUCCAAUGUUUUCUAAAGAGGGGAAGCACCUGACAAUUUAUGCUGUCUCUAAGUGUGAUUUUAUGUAAUUAUAUUUGAGCAGGUCAACCAAUUACAUCAGUCUGUCUUUCACAGGCUGUGGGCAAUCAACAUAACUCUGGUGCUGUCCAUCUAGCUGGUUAUUAUAGUUGACUGCCAGCCUUCAAUUUGUUUCUUGAUUUUGCAAAUUUUUGUAAUUCCUUGGUUGAAAAUACCUUGAACACUUUCUUGUUUUGUUUUUACAUUGGACAUUGCUUGGAAAACCAAAGUGAAGUUUUUUCCCGUUCACUGAACUAGCUAAUUUAUAUUUGAAAAGUAUUUGAAAAGGGUCCUGUGACUGUGGUGCAUGAAUCAUUUGUGGGGUUUGAUUUGAGUUAAUGAGUUAAAAAGUACACAUAUACAUACUGAUUAUUGUUUCACUAGCUUGUCACUUA